UACAAUCGACAAUAUAGUAAACCGACAUCUGACAUAAAGUAUAGCGAAUAUAAUAAUAAUCACUAUUAUUUUAGCUAUGCCAAGUGAUCUUGGGUCAAUUAGAGCGAUCGUACUUUAGAAAAAAAAAAAUAAUUAAUCGACGUCCAAUUAGUCCUAUAUACAUAAUUUGCAAUAAUAUUGAUAGAUAUCUUUGGAGAAAUGGCUAGCUCUUCCGAACAGAGUGGUAUUGCUCAGAAGACAUGGGAAUUAUCGAAUAAUGUCGAGACCAUCAGUACCAUGGACGAGAUUUAUAGAUACGACAGGAAAGAGCAACAUGAUAUAUUAACUGCCAAACCAUGGGAGAAAGAUCCCCAUUUUUUCAAAGACAUCAAAAUAUCUGCAUUAGCUCUAUUAAAAAUGGUUAUGCAUGCACGAUCUGGCGGAACACUGGAGGUAAUGGGUCUUUUACUUGGUAAAGUAGCAGCCAACACGAUGAUUGUGAUGGAUUCCUUUGCAUUGCCAGUGGAGGGUACAGAAACUAGAGUGAAUGCUCAAGCUCAAGCUUAUGAGUACAUGACAGCUUACAUAGAAGCAGCUAAACAAGUCGGUAGACAAGAAAAUGCGAUUGGUUGGUAUCACAGUCAUCCUGGAUAUGGAUGUUGGUUGUCUGGUAUUGAUGUAUCCACUCAGAUGCUCAAUCAAAAUUUUCAAGAACCAUUCGUUGCCAUUGUCAUUGAUCCCGUGAGAACCAUCUCCGCUGGCAAAGUUUGCUUGGGUGCAUUCAGAACUUACCCAAAGGGAUAUAAACCAGCUAAUGAAGAGCCAUCAGAAUAUCAGACAAUACCAUUGAAUAAGAUUGAGGAUUUUGGUGUUCAUUGCAAGCAAUACUAUUCUUUGGAAGUAUCCUAUUUCAAGUCCUCGUUGGAUAGACGAUUGCUCGAUUCGUUAUGGAAUAAAUACUGGGUCAACACUCUGAGUUCUUCCAGUCUAUUGACGAACGCGGAUUACACCACUGGACAGAUAUUCGACUUGUCCGAUAAAUUGGAACAGUCGGAAUCUGCCUUAGGUAGAGGCUUUGUACUGGGUGGUACGGAUCCCCAUGAUCGCAGUACGGUAGAAAAACUCAUAAAGGCAACCAGAGACAGUUGUAAAACUACCAUUGAAGUUAUUCACGGUUUAAUGGCACAAAUAAUUAAGGACCGACUAUUUAAUCACGUUGGCAGUAAUGCAACUUGUGAUACUCAGCAGAAAUAAUGUGUAUUCUGUGUGUGAUAAUGAUAAUCUGCUACAGGAUAUGUAUUUGUAAUAAAGUAUAUAAUCUCCUUUAAAAUCAA
Nylanderia fulva is the source of this 1313-nucleotide messenger RNA. RefSeq names its product COP9 signalosome subunit 5 (gene CSN5). The record is from RefSeq and is a predicted model, not a curated record. Lineage: Eukaryota; Metazoa; Arthropoda; Insecta; Hymenoptera; Formicidae. Gene Ontology annotation, molecular function: protein binding; metallopeptidase activity.